This is a messenger RNA of Ectocarpus siliculosus, 2055 nucleotides long. The record is from the annotation of a GenBank genome assembly. Lineage: Eukaryota; Phaeophyceae; Ectocarpales; Ectocarpaceae.
AUGCGUGCGCUGCCGGACCUAAACUGGCCAGACAUCGUGCGGUUCCACGCCAGAACGGUCGCGACUCAGCAGCUGAGGGGCGGCAACACCAACAACUUCCUCGCGGACGACUUAAACGCCUUCGUCGGCGUCGACAACGCGCAGUUCGUCUUCCACCCGCUUCACGCGGUCGCGGCCUACGGCCACGGCCGGCCGACGAGCCUCCUGUCCGCGCUCGUCUCUCCCACUGCUUCUGCCGCGGAAUCGUCUCGGGAGUUCGCUGAUCGAGCGGCGGCUGCUCUUGCCGCUGAAUCGUCUCGCGCAACGGACGACCACCCCGCAGCAGACGCGCUGGCAGCAAGGGAAUCUACAGCCCCAGCGGCGGGGGAAGCGGUGCCCGACGGCACGCCGACGAUGCCGACGACGAACGCGGGCUUCCACUGCGACGCCCGAGACGAGCACUUGAGGACCGCCCUCCACUGGGCGAGCACUACGGGGCAGGCGGACUGGAUCUCCGCCCUCAUCCGCGCGGGCGCCGACCCGGACGCGAUCGACGUCGACCGGCGCCCGCCCCUCCAGUACGCCGUCGAGACGGCGCAGGUCUCGGCCGUCCGAAGCCUGCUGGCGGGAGGGGCCGACAAAAACUUCCGGCUCGGCGGGAACACCGGCGGCGGCGCGGGCUACGGCGGCGGAGGCGGCACCCCGCUCAUCCUCGCGGCCAGGGAGGGGAACGCCGAGAUCGCGAGUCUGCUCUGCGACGCAGGGGCGGCCCUGGAGGAGAGGGACGGGAUCAACUUCACCGCGCUCAUGACGGCGGUGGCGCACCGGCAUCUGGGGGUCACGGAGGUGUUGCUAGCGUUCGGGGCUGAUGCCGACACGGAGAAUUCCCCGAAAAUGACACCUCUGAUGGGGUCUGUCGCAACUAGCGACGUGCCCCUCACGAGGGCCUUGCUGCGGUCUGGAGCCCCCCCCGGGCAGGGCGGAAACGGCGAACUCACGCCUCUGCACCUCGCGGCAGGCAAGGGCAGCGUAGACCUUGUCGAGGACCUCCUCCGCGCCGGCGCCGACCCCUCCGCCCGCAUCGCCUACCCGCCCCCAAGGUCCACCCCGUUGCACAGCGCCUGCCGCUCCACCCGCCUUGGCGCCGUCAAGGCGCUCCUCCUUGCCGGGGCCGACGAGACCAUGGGGGACAUGACACCGCCGCCGGCCCAGCUGCCGGCCGUCCCGAACGCACCGCCGCCGCCUUCGACGACGCCCGUUGGCGUGGUGGGACUUGGAAACUGCGGGCGUGACGAGGACCCGACGCUGAGGCUGACGACGGAAUCGGCUGCGGAGCACGCGAGGCGGCGGGACCCGCAGACGAUGGAGGCCAUUCGAAUGGCGCUGAGGAAUGCGCCCGCAGAUCGCGCAUGGCGCCGAAGAUCCUGGCUGGUGAUGCUCCGGGUAUCAGCGGAGGCGGAGGCGGCGGCGAAGGCGACCCGCAAGAAGUGGGAGCUGUCGUCGAUGGCCGGCAGCGUGGUCGACUUGAUCGGGAACAGGCUCGUUUUGGGGGAGGCAGGCAGGGAGCAGGGGGCCAAAGACGCCGUCGAUAAGGAGGAGAGAGUAACGGGUGGCGGCGGCGGCGGCGUGGAGAACGGCGCGGGGAACGGCACGGCGGAGGACGCCGCCGCUGCCGCCGACGCCGACCAUAGCAAGCGAGCGAAGCGGGGCGGGGGCGGCGGCGACGGGGACAAGGCGGCGGGCGGCGGCAAGAGGGAGGGGGACGAGGCUCCGAGUGGCGUUGCAGCAGAGGAGGCGUGUGCCCGGGAGGGGUCCGCGAAAGAAGCGCCACCCGCCGCGCAUCGUGAGGGCGCCCAUCUCGAUGCCGAUGGCGGAAAUAAUGGCUCUCAUGGGGGGGUGACGGCGGUGGUGGCGAGGGAGCAAGGCGAGGCGCAGGGGGAGGCGGGAGAAGGCGCCGGCGGCGAUGAUGUUGGCGAUGGGGAUGGCGCGAGAGUGCUGCGGUGGCUGUGCGGGAGACUGUUCGAUCUCGCGGCGGUGGAGGAAGGGGCGUUCCGAAACGUGGUGUUGUUCCUGUAG